Molecule: messenger RNA, 2412 nt
Organism: Zingiber officinale
Lineage: Eukaryota; Viridiplantae; Streptophyta; Magnoliopsida; Zingiberales; Zingiberaceae
Product: 15-cis-phytoene desaturase, chloroplastic/chromoplastic-like
Exons: 15
Coding region: 344-2086 (580 amino acids)
Biological process (GO): carotenoid biosynthetic process
Cellular component (GO): chloroplast thylakoid
Molecular function (GO): phytoene dehydrogenase activity
Source: RefSeq, a predicted model, not a curated record
GCAGUUUGUUCCUUUUUUUUGGUUUGGGAUUAGUGGAACCAGUUAGAUUUCCCCUUCGCGAUUUUCUCGACCAUUGAUUGUUCGAACUCGGAAUUUGUUCUCUUACUGUUGGAUUUUUGAGGUUAAAAUUUUCAUUUUCGGCUACCAACUCGUUCUUCCGAUGGCGCAGUCAGCGGCGUUGAUUUGAGACAGUUGGUCGCUUAAAAAUUGUAACUUUAUCUUCGAUAUAAUCAAGGGAAGUGUUGGAAUACCUUGGUUCUCGGAUGAGCUCCUUGUGCCCUGCAAGAGGGAACUUCAAUUCUAGAUAGAGUUUCUGAGAAUAGAAAAAAAAAAAGGAUUCAGCAUGAACAUCAUUGGAUCCGUCUCCCAUGUGAAAUUAAGUGUAACUGCCCAAAAUACAUACCGGUGGGAUCAAAAUCUUGGAAAAAGGAGCACAUUUCACAAUGAUUCUGGAAGCAAUCACAUAUUGGGAAGUGGUGUGUUCAUGGGUUGUCUGAUGAAGGCUACAAUCUCAUUGCACACAGCCAUGAAGCCAAGAUACGGAGCAAAAUCUCUCCAGGUUUUAUGCAAAGAUUUUCCAAGACCUGAACUUGAGAACACUAUAAAUUAUUUAGAAGCUGCACAAUUAUCUUCAUCCUUCAAGACUGGUCCUCGUCCAAAUAUACCUCUGAAAAUUGUAAUAGCUGGUGCAGGUUUGGGUGGCUUAUCUACAGCAAAAUACCUAGCAGAUGCAGGCCAUAAACCUAUACUCUUGGAGGCAAGAGAUGUGCUAGGUGGAAAGGUUGCUGCUUGGAAAGACAGUGAUGGCGACUGGUAUGAGACUGGCCUCCACAUAUUCUUUGGAGCAUAUCCAAAUAUACAGAACCUGUUUGGGGAACUUGGGAUCAAUGAUCGCUUGCAAUGGAAGGAACACUCCAUGAUUUUUGCUAUGCCAAACAAUCCAGGAGAAUUUAGCAGAUUUGACUUUCCAGAGGUUCUUCCUGCGCCUCUCAAUGGAAUAUUUGCAAUUUUGAGAAACAAUGAAAUGCUGACUUGGCCUGAGAAAGUACGCUUUGCUAUUGGGCUUUUGCCAGCAAUUCUAGGUGGCCAAGCUUAUGUUGAGGCUCAAGAUGGUUUGACUGUUACAGAAUGGAUGAAGAAGCAGGGUGUGCCAGAUCGAGCCAAAGACGAAGUUUUCAUUGCUAUGUCAAAAGCACUCAACUUUAUAAACCCUGAUGAGCUCUCCAUGCAAUGUAUUCUAAUUGCCUUGAACCGUUUUCUUCAGGAAAAGCAUGGCUCGAAGAUGGCUUUCUUAGAUGGUAAUCCUCCUGAAAGAUUAUGCAGGCCAAUUGUCGAACAUGUUUUGUCAUUGGGUGGUGAAGUUCUGCUUAAUUCACGAAUUCAGAAAAUUGAGCUAGAUCCUGAUGGAACCGUGAAGCAUUUGUUGCUUACUAGUGGGGAAAUAAUUAGUGGAGAUGUUUAUGUAAUUGCCACACCCGUUGAUAUUUUGAAGCUCCUUUUGCCUAACGAGUGGAAGGGAAUAUCCUACUUCAAGAAGCUGGAGAAGUUGGUGGGGGUCCCGGUAAUCAAUGUCCACAUCUGGUUUGACAGAAAACUGAACACCUACGACAAUCUUUUGUUCAGCAGGAGUCCACUUUUGAGUGUUUAUGCAGACAUGUCAGUCACAUGCAAGGAAUACUAUGACCCCAAUCAUUCCAUGCUAGAAUUAGUUUUUGCUCCUGCCGAAGAAUGGAUCUCACGCACUGACCAAGAGAUAAUUGACGCUACAAUGACAGAACUUUCCAAGCUAUUUCCUGAUGAAAUUGCUGCAGAUCAGAGUAAAGCUAAGAUACUGAAGUAUCAUGUGGUAAAGACACCAAGAUCUGUUUACAAGAAUAUUCCAGGUUGUGAGCCAUGCCGCCCUUUGCAAAGAUCGCCAGUUGAGGGUUUCUACCUGGCUGGUGACUAUACCAAACAGAAAUACUUGGCUUCCAUGGAGGGUGCUGUUUUAUCAGGGAAGCUUUGUGCACAGGCUAUUGUACAGGACUAUGAUUUGUUGGUAUCUCGAGCCCAGCGAAGCCAAACAGCCAAGAUGAGUGUUGCCUAAUGGAUUUACCUCACAACUAAAGAAGGAAGCAUAACAUUUAUUCUUGCCCCUGUUUUGAAAAAUGAGCCUGUAACCCCAAACAGCUCAAAUUUUAUGUAAUUCAAUUCCACAUCAAACUCCCAAUCCUGCCUCCAUAUACAGGGUAUUGUAUCUUCACUCUGCUUCUUCUAAUUUAUUUUCUUGAUAGAAAUAUUAAAUAUGAAUUCACUCUAGCGUUAAGGGUGGUAAGCAAGCCAAGUCGAGUCAAACUUUAUGGUAUUCAAGCUUGUUUGAUAAGAUAACUGGAUCAAGUUGAGCUAAGUCUAAAAUGAAUUAAGUCGUUGAAA